Messenger RNA from Leishmania mexicana MHOM/GT/2001/U1103, 537 nucleotides. RefSeq lists its product as hypothetical. The coding region runs from base 1 to 537 and encodes 178 amino acids. The record is from RefSeq and is a predicted model, not a curated record. NCBI's taxonomy places the organism in Eukaryota, Euglenozoa, Kinetoplastea, Trypanosomatida, Trypanosomatidae. The transcript has a single exon.
AUGAAGCUUCUGAAGUUCGUGAACAGCGACGCCCCGCACACGCUCGCGGAUGUGCAGCUGCGCAACCAACGACUUUGGUUCCCAUGCAGGCACAGCAACGCGGCGGUGGCGGCGAAGAGCUGGACCCUCAAUGCGGCCUCGCCCACAUCCCUUUCCGGGGGCUACUGGCUGCUGGACGACGACAGCAACCCGAUCUGCGAGAUUACCGACGUGCUCCUCGCGCUCCCCGAGACGGCGGCCAACGCGCCCGGCAGCAGCGGCACCUUCCCCCCACGCGGGGUAACGGACAAGGACGUCGACGGCAUCGACUUCCGCAGCAAGAUGGGGCGGCAGAUGGAGCGGGAGCGUGCGACUUACGGCGCCACUUCGAAGACCGCGACCAAGUCAGCACGGACGAUGAUGAACGCCGAAGAGGUGACGGAGAAAAAGCACGAGCGCAUGAAGCGCGAGCGCGAGGCUGUGGCCGAGGCGAUAGAGGACAACGACACGAGCGUGACGGAGCCGCGCAAGAAGGAGAGGAAGCAGUCGAAGAAGUAG